AUGCCUUUAGAACCGGACGUGCCAGCUGAUACGCAUAUCAAUUACGACGAUGCGGUGAGCUACUGGUCGUCAGUGCCGGCCACGGUCGACGGAAUGCUUGGCGGAUUCGGCACGGGAGUGGUGCCCAAAGUCGAUAUUAUAGGGUCUAAUGCGUUUGUACGACGACUGAAUAUUCUUCAAAAAUCUGCUUCUGGAGACCAAUUGCCUCGUCAUGGUCUGGAUGUUGGAGCAGGAAUCGGACGAAUCACCAAAGAUUUCUUGUCGAAAAUCUGCGACCAGGUGGAUCUGGUGGAGCCAGUCAAGAACUUCGUGGACCAGGCACAUGAAUCGCUGGCUGAUCUGAAGAAAGAGGGCAAAGUGGGCACAAUAUUCAAUGUAGGAAUGCAAGAUUUCACACCCGAAGAGGGCAAAUACUGGCUGAUUUGGUGUCAAUGGUGUGUCGGUCAUUUGGCCGACGACCGGCUGGUGGAGUUCUUCCAGCGAUGUAUCAAGGGACUUCAACCCGGUGGAUAUAUCAUCGUCAAAGAAAACAACGCACCUGUCGAAGACGAUUUCGAUGACACUGACAGUUCUGUCACAAGAACCGAUGCCAAAUUCCGCGAACUGUUCACACGAGCGGGACUUGACCUCAAACUGGUCACCAAACAAACCGGGCUCCCCAGAGAACUGUACCCCGUGCGAAUGUACGCGCUACGACCGGCCACCGACGUAGAACCCUCCUCUUAG
This is a messenger RNA of Sugiyamaella lignohabitans, 726 nucleotides long. It is a transcript of the gene TAE1, whose product is annotated as Tae1p. Gene Ontology annotation, cellular component: cytoplasm. Gene Ontology annotation, biological process: N-terminal protein amino acid methylation. The record is from RefSeq and is a predicted model, not a curated record. The coding region runs from base 1 to 726 and encodes 241 amino acids. The transcript has a single exon. Gene Ontology annotation, molecular function: N-terminal protein N-methyltransferase activity. Lineage: Eukaryota; Fungi; Ascomycota; Dipodascomycetes; Dipodascales; Trichomonascaceae.